Messenger RNA from Telopea speciosissima, 1444 nucleotides. RefSeq lists its product as uncharacterized. Lineage: Eukaryota; Viridiplantae; Streptophyta; Magnoliopsida; Proteales; Proteaceae. The transcript has 2 exons. The record is from RefSeq and is a predicted model, not a curated record. The coding region runs from base 82 to 1359 and encodes 425 amino acids.
CCUGAGCACUAACAUCAAAACUUGAGUCCCCCCCUCUCCCCCUCUCACUCUUCUCCUGCUUGCUUCAUCAAAAUUUUGGAGAUGCAUUCAAAAGAUGAAGAGAAGCUUCUGAAACACAGAUUUUCGAGUUGCUUUGAUGAUGAUUUGCGGCGGGCUUAUGCGGAUUCGGAGUGGACUGGGACUAUGGCUUAUCGAUCCUGGAAACAUGUUCUAAGAAGCACCGGCGGCAACGAAUCACACACCAGCCGAUUGUACAAGGAAGCUGUGGGAAGAGUGGAGAAAAAAGCCAGAGCUGUCUAUGUGGAAGAAGACACAACCAGUAAGGAUGAAUUCGUGCAAAUAAUGAUAGAACAAGGUUGUUUCAUACUACAAGUAGUCUUAUGCUCCUUGGGUGGUCCAAAGCUAUUGGGUUAUCCUCCAAAUGAUCCAUUUUUCGGUGAGAACAGAUGGAACAAGGAACAGAUCAGACGCUGGGUCACAUCUAUAUUUUCUGUCAAGAAGCAAAUCCCACUUGUAGUCCUCAAGGUGUUGAUGAAACAAAGCUUCUUCCAAAAGGUAUUAAAAUCUGGAAAAUGGAAGAGGCCAAAGGACUUGGCCAGGAUGGCUUUGUAUGAUUUUGUUGUAGAACCAAUGCUAGAUGAACCAGUGAACCACAGAAGCUCUAUAAGGAGACUUCUGGGCUUUUUAUUCAACAAGAGGAGGAGCCGUCGUUUCCAUCAAGAACCCGUUACUCCACUCCAUGCUCUUUGGUUGUUGCUGACUGGACCAGUGGGCUCCCGUCGUGGUGGUGGUGCAAACCAUAUUGAGGAAGAUGAGGCUGAUCACCUAUAUACCACCUUGUCCUCCGUACGAAGUAUUAUGGAACUACAAUCAUCGGGAAUCGCUUUCAAGAGCGACGAAGGAUUGGGCACGAGACAGAUAACAUUCACGAAAAGAAUGUUAGAUGCCCAUCUUUACCUCCCCUGCAUCUACAUGGAACAUGACACUAUGGCUUUGUUCCAGAAUCUGAUUGAUUAUGAAGCUGCUGUUGGUAUGGACAUAAACGGGCGUGAGAUUUCUGCAUAUAUAAGCUUCAUGAAAGAACUCAUCCGUAGUCGUGACGAUGUCAAAGUCCUUGUCCAACAGGGAAUCAUCGAUACUAAUCCUGACUUUGAAAAUGAAUUGCCUGGUAAAUUAUGGAGCUUGGACACAUUGGAGGUGGGAAACAGCCACAAUCUUGUUUCCAUUCGGCGUCAGAUUCGUAGAUAUGUGAGGCCAAGCAUCCGAGCAAAGAUGGUGAAUCUCGUUGUCAUAGGUGUUUUUCUUACCUUGGUGCAGACCAUAUACACUGCACUUAGCUAUCAUCACCCACACGUCUGAUAGAGAAUGGUUUAGCUAGCACUGACAAAGCAAAGGAACAAUGGAUGGAAAUUCUAUCUGGUAUAUAUGUUUCAUUCUUCUUUUU